Messenger RNA from Colletotrichum orchidophilum, 375 nucleotides. RefSeq lists its product as uncharacterized. NCBI's taxonomy places the organism in Eukaryota, Fungi, Ascomycota, Sordariomycetes, Glomerellales, Glomerellaceae. The record is from RefSeq and is a predicted model, not a curated record. The transcript is spliced from 2 exons. The coding region runs from base 1 to 375 and encodes 124 amino acids.
AUGGGAUCGGACGGCGCGUUUCUGGCGCCGUUUGAACCGUUGGAGGAGAGGGGAGAGACUACUCCGUUUUCAUUGCUGAUAGCCAGCCUCCGGCUCGGGAAUGGCGCCGCCGGGGUUGACGGGCGAGCUUGGGGACAAACAGAGACCGACGACGACGACGACGACGACGCUGUAAUUUGCGCUGUUGGUCAGUCCCCAGGGGCUAACGUCAGCAGAGCAGAGGUUACCGGCACAGACGCGGUCAGGGUUGCAGCGCGAGGGAACUGCCAGCCUCUAUCUUCCCAGGUGAACGCUUCCCAUGACACCUGUCGCAUGGCGGACGGGGGUGGGCUCGCUGUCAUGGGUCUCGGCGUGCGACGCAGAUGCUUUCAAUAG